Messenger RNA from Pan troglodytes (chimpanzee), 3161 nucleotides. RefSeq names its product putative zinc finger protein 861. The transcript has 3 exons. Lineage: Eukaryota; Metazoa; Chordata; Mammalia; Primates; Hominidae. The coding region runs from base 410 to 913 and encodes 167 amino acids. The record is from RefSeq and is a predicted model, not a curated record.
GUUUUUUGGGGUUUGGGGUCUUUGCUGCUCGCGCAGGCCCUCCUCCCCGCUAAUCCCCGUCGCCGCCCCUCUGCGACGUGAGCAGGCCCAGGGGAAGACGCCGGGACACCCGGAAGCCGGAAAUGCUGAGUGUGCGGGGCCGGACGUCCCGAGACCGGAGGAGGAGCUGGUGGAACCAGCCGGAUCUGGCUGUGGCGGGACCCGGGCCUGUCCGCUGCGACUCCGGGGUCUGGGACCCGAGUUCCCCUGGAGCGGCUCGGCCCUCGGUCCUCUCGGCCGCAGGGUGGGGCUGGGCCGGCAGCUGGGACUCCGGGAGUCCUGUCCUGUCCCUGCGCAGUGACUGUCGCCCCAGAGCCCUCUCUGGGCAGCUCCGCAUCUCCCCAGAUUGUGCGGGGGCCACGGGAGGAUCAUGGGGGGAUCCCGCCUCCGGCCUGGGGAUCCUGUGGGAGGAGCCAUGGCCUGUGGGCUCCCCAGUCCCGCCUUUCCCCCCGAAGGCGGCCCCCGCUUCUCCCUGAGUCUUCCAAAAGGAAAGAAAUGGGAAGAUGAGAACAUUGAAGAUCUGUACCCAAAUCCUGGGAGAAAUUUAAGAAAUCAUAUGGUAGAGAGACCCUGUGAAAAUAAAGAAGGUAGUCAAUGUGGAGAAGCCUUCAGCCAGAUUCCAGGUCAUAAUCUGAAUAAGAAAACGCCUCCUGGAGUAAAGCCACCUGAAAGCCAUGUGUGUGGAGAGGUAGGUGUGGGCUAUCCAUCCACUGAAAGGUACAUCAGAGAUUGCCUCGGACGCAAACCCUGUGAAUAUCAGGAAUGUAGACAGAAGGCAUGUACAUGUAAGCCAUGUGGGAAUGCCUUUCGUUUUCACCACUCCUUUCACAUACACGAAAGGCCUCACAGUGGAGAAAACCUCUAUGAAUGUUAGGAAUUUCAGAAAACAUUCACUUCCCCCCCAAACCUUCAAAGACGUGAAAAUGCAUAGUGGAGAUGGACCUUACAAAUGCAAGGUGGGUAGGAAAACCUUUGACUCUCCCAGUUCAUUUCGAAUACAUGGAUGAUCUCAUUCUGGAGAGAAACCCAAUGUGUGUAGGCACUGUGGGAGUGCCUACAAUCAUUUCAGUUUCGUGUGUGUGCAUGGGUGUGUGUGGCAAGGUCUCACUCUUGUCAUCCAGGCUGGAGUGCAGUGGCACGAUCUCAGCUCACUGCAGCCUCUGCCUCCCAGGUUCAAGUGAUUCUCCUUCCUCAGCCUCCCAAAUAGCUGGGAUUACAAGCACGUGUCACCAUGGCCGGCUAUUUUUUGUAUUUAUGGUAGAGACGGUGUUUCACCAUGUUGGCCAGGCUGGUCUCGAACUCCUGGCCUCAAGUGAUCCGCCUGCCUUGGCCUCCCAAAGUGCUGGGUUUACAGAUGUGAGCCACCACACUUAGCUGGGAUUCUUCUUAGCAAGAGCUGAAAGACUAGGGUAAAAGGACUCAGGGCCCCAACAAGCCUGUCUUGAAGCUCUUUUUGAUGGUAGGAGCACCCGGUGGCCAAAGAUACCCAUACAUCACAAACAUCUGGAUAGAAGUAAGAGGUCUCCCUCCCAUGCUCUGUCAUUGAAUGCACACCAAGUUUCUUGGGUUAUAUAUUUGGCAUUUCUGUAAUUCCAUAGAGAUAAUCAUCAACAGUUUUCCCCAAGUGAUACCUCCUUGGGGGCAUCCUAAUCCUUGAGCACUGGCAUACUGUUUCAGUGCCAGUCUUGUGGCCAUUUCUAGGCCUAAGUUUUCCAGUUUAAGUCCCCUCUCUGAGCCUUCUGGCUGGAAAAUGUCUUUGUGAAUCCACAUCCACCCAUGCUUUCGAAGAGUCAACAGAGAUCCCAAGCGGCUGUGAUGUGAGAUGGUGGAGGAAGCAGUGGCAGAACCCAGGUCAUGAGUGUAAGUGACCUCAGUUACUCCAAUCCCUGCAGCUACAUAAGAGCUCAGCCACCCACAGACACGGUCACAAUAGUCUCACAACUGAAGAAGACGCCAAGGUUAUAUUUCUUCUUCAGCACUGGUUUUGUUGUGUCCCAUAAGACAGGGGUUCCCCAAGACGCCCAGCUGGUACCGGUCUGUGGCUGUUAGAUCUGGGCCACACAGCAGGAGAGUGGCGGAAGGGGUGGGGUGGGGUGAGCAUUACCACUUGAGCUCCGCCUCCUGUCCACCACUAUGAGAUUCACCAACAUAGUGAGAUCCCAUCGUUACCAAAAAAAUUGUUUCUAAAUUAGCCAGGCGUGGUGAUGUGCAUCUGUAGUUCCAGCUACUCAGGAGGCUGAGGUGAGAGGAUUGCUUGAGUACAGGAAUUCGAGGCUGCAGUGAGCCAUAUUCAUGCCACUACAUUCCAGCCUGGGUGACAAAGUGAGACCCUGUCUCAAAAAAAAAAAAAAAGAAAAGAGAAAUACAGAAAGGGCUCUCUCAGCUCUCUGGCACAUUCUGUCCCACAAGUCUAGACCUAGGGAAGGAGAAAGGUCAGGGUCCCUCUCCCAGCUGAGGGCUCCCAGGCAGAACCCCAGACUGGUGCACACGCAGAACCCUAGGCUGGUGCACACACAGAAUCCCAGGCUGGCGCAAAUGCAGAAUCCCAGGCUGGUGCAAAUGCAGAAUCCCAGGCUGGCACACACGCAGGCUCCCAGACCCUGCUCCAGUGCCCUCUCUCCUCAAAGGAGACACAAUUCAACUCAUCCAGCUCUUUCUGCUUAUGCACUUUAUCAUACAACUGAACACACAGAUGCAAAGGCAGACAGAUCUGAGCAAUGCCACACAGUCGCACUGGCUCUGAAAUGCGCACUGGCGGUGACACCCCCAGCCAGAACCAGAGACACCACCACUCAUUCUGCACACACCUACGGAGCCCUUGCCAAAUGCCUGGUGCUCAUCUGGGGCUGGAAUAAACUGGAGACACACAGCCAUUCCAUGUGCGAGGGCACUGUGUGUGCUGAAUCGUGUCCCUCCAAAAUUCAUGUUCACUCAGAACCUCAGAAUGUGACCUUUGGAGACAGGGAGGGGAACAACAUACACUGGGGCCUGUUGGGGUAGGGCAGGGGUGGGGAGAACCUCAGAAAAAUAGCUAAUGCAUGCCGGGCAUAAUACCUAGGUGAUAGGUUGAUAGGUGCAGCAAAGCACCAUGGCACACAUUUGCCUGUGUGACAAACCUGCAC